Messenger RNA from Cuscuta epithymum, 1434 nucleotides. The record is from the annotation of a GenBank genome assembly. NCBI's taxonomy places the organism in Eukaryota, Viridiplantae, Streptophyta, Magnoliopsida, Solanales, Convolvulaceae.
GUUGUUUAUUAUCCAUCCAUAUACGGAGUUACUUUAUUAUUAUUCUACUUAAACUUCAGCCAGCCAGCCAAGCAUCAUCCUGUGACGGAGGAAAACACUCCAUCUCUCGCAUGUGUGUAUGUAUAUACAAAAGAAACGAAGAAUGAUGCUUCCUUUUCUUCUUCUCUCGUUUUCUCUUAUUAUUAAGUGACUCCGUAGAAAGCAUCGUCUCUGUUGAUCUUCUAAAGAGAGAGAAUGGGAUCGUCGGCGACAGGGCAGAGCAGUAGUGGCAGCUUUGAUCAUUCCUUCAAGAUCUUGUUGAUCGGAGAUUCAGGAGUAGGUAAGAGCAGCCUGCUCAUCAGCUUCAUUUCUAGUACCGUUGACGAUCUUGCCCCUACCAUUGGCGUUGAUUUUAAGAUUAAGACACUAACCGUUGGUGGGAAAAGAUUGAAACUUACCAUUUGGGACACAGCUGGCCAGGAAAGGUUCAGAACAUUGACAAGUUCUUACUAUAGAGGUGCUCAGGCAAUCAUCCUUGUUUAUGAUGUGACAAAGAGAGGCACCUUCAUAAAUAUAUCUGAUGUAUGGGCACAAGAAAUGCAGCUUUACUCAACUAACCAGGAUUGUAUCAAAAUGCUUGUUGGAAACAAAGUUGACAGGGAGCCUGAUAGAGUUGUCAGCAGGGAGGAAGGUAUAGCGCUUGCAAAUAAGCUUGGGAGUUUAUUUCUUGAAUGUAGUGCAAGGACACAAGAAAAUGUGGAAAAGUGCUUUGAAGAAGUUGCUUUAAAGAUAAUGCAGGUGCCAAGUUUUUUGGAAAAGGGAUGUGCCACGGUGAGGAAUGUCUUAAAGCAGAAACAAGAAUAUCAACAGUCAACUGGUGGUGGUUGUUGCUUCUGACCAUCCUGACUGGAUUGUAAUAAAAUCCGAUCGUAAAUGCAAUUGGUGGCCUUGGCUUCAAAAAUUAUGAGGAGCCAUCUAUGACUCCUUAAUAUGGAGUAAGGGAGUAGCCUUACCAACAUCACCUCUCACUUAGGACAUUCCUCUAUGAGAUCGAGUAGUUAAAGACUGUAAGUGAUGCCAAGUAAGCCUAUAUGAGUCCAUCAAUGAGUCAUAUUUGACUAUAAAAUCACUCGCCUUAUCAACUAGUCUUGACAUAUAUUCUGAUAAAAAUCUAUAUCAUAAAAUCAUAUAUAGAUUUCGUUUUCGUCCCUACUAUUACUGGUGCUUUAUUUUGUGCUUGAGAUUCUCCUAUUUGAGUGUGAUGCUACUCCCUGAAUGCCAGGCUUUUAUAAGCUCACUGUAUAUAGUAAAAGUGUUUGGAAAUGACUAUGUGUGCUUCUCUCUAUAAAGCAAAACCAAAUCCAGUUUUUUUUUGUUGCAUGAUAAAGUGAUUUUGACUCAAGUGUUUGAUACUAAUUCCGUUGUAUAAAAUUGAGAAUCACUUUUGAGUACUAU